Messenger RNA from Penicillium macrosclerotiorum, 252 nucleotides. RefSeq lists its product as uncharacterized. The transcript has 2 exons. Lineage: Eukaryota; Fungi; Ascomycota; Eurotiomycetes; Eurotiales; Aspergillaceae. The record is from RefSeq and is a predicted model, not a curated record. The coding region runs from base 1 to 252 and encodes 83 amino acids.
AUGCCAGUCGAUCAAGUCUACAACAAGAAAGGUAGACCCAUCAGCGAGGGUGACCGUGUCAGGACCGCCUAUCGUGACGAUUCCCAUGAGCGUCGAGUAUAUGCAGCAGAUCGUUAUAAACGAAGAGAAUGCUCGGGUAGCGAGGGUCGUCAAUCCUCCGAAGGCGAGUGGCCCCUAACCGGCCACAACACUAUGCUUGUGGAACUCGAGAAUAACGUCCAGGAGGGCCAGCAGAUCAUCUACAUUGACUAA